AUGGCGUCUUUUUCUGGACUGGCGGCCGAAGUCUUAGAGUACAUCGUCACCUACCUUCCUCAACGCGACAUACAUGCUAUAUGUCAACUUGACAAGUACUUUCAUGCGCUUGCCGUACCUUUGAUGUACUGCAGCGUCGACCUCUCCAUAUCGCCCGAUGGCAGACUACCCAGAAUAGACCGCUUCUGCCAAAACAUCGUCAAUGACAGCAAGAAAGCCAAGAGGGUACACACCAUCCGCAUGGGUAAAUCUCCUCGUCAGGCUGUUGAGGAUGGGGAGACUUCGCUACCGCGUGAUGAGAGUUUUGACGAUCAACUCAUAUUCCAGAAAGCCAAGGCUAUCUUGAACGAUCCGAUACUGGAGAAAGCUACUCAGGGGCUGCAAGAGUCUGUUGAAAAUCGACAGUACGCCGCCUACGCAGCUCUUAUCCUACUGCUCAUUCCAUGCCUACAUCGUCUAGAGGUAGCAGGGGCACCGUCUUUGACUUGCGAUCUCUUCUUCGACCACGAGAAAUGGGAGAAACGUCCGAUCACAAAUACGUGUCGAGAAAGGUGGUAUUUCGAUCUGUCAUUCUGGAACCGCAGUUUACAGAACGAAGAAUACCUCGAGAUCCUUGUCUUUCCGUUCCCCCUUGACGUGUCAGAACUAUUCACAACUCUGUCGCUUGAAGAGCUGGAGCAUGAGGCUGCGCAUAUGAAAAGGGCGAGAAUGGACGUUUUGUACAUGUUCGAGACGUCGCUCACAUUCCUCGGCCAAAUUGAGCAUCUGGAGUCUCUCUCUGUAUGGCAGCCUGCUCAUAAGGGACUGCAGUGGUCUGAUGAGCAGAUGGAAGAAUUUGCCAGUGCAUGUCGGGAUAAGGACGUCACGGGUAGGAUCAUGCUGCCGAUGCUGCUGAGGACGGGAAAGACAGGAGACUGGGAUCUUUGCAAAGAGAUUACAGUAUUUGAUAGGAAGAAUCCGGAGGAUGGGACAAAGACCAGGCUUCUGAGAGGGGAGUGGGAAGGGAGACCAGUGGGGUUGGCAAGUCAGUAUCAUUUGCAUGCUCUCAAGACGCAUCAGGUGAUGAUCGAGUAA
Molecule: messenger RNA, 1074 nt
Organism: Pyrenophora tritici-repentis Pt-1C-BFP
Lineage: Eukaryota; Fungi; Ascomycota; Dothideomycetes; Pleosporales; Pleosporaceae
Source: RefSeq, a predicted model, not a curated record